Molecule: messenger RNA, 624 nt
Organism: Neoarius graeffei (lesser salmon catfish)
Lineage: Eukaryota; Metazoa; Chordata; Actinopteri; Siluriformes; Ariidae
Exons: 2
Source: RefSeq, a predicted model, not a curated record
AUGUAUUUGUUUGAGGAAGAGGAAGAAUUGAGUGAUUUUAGCAUCAAUCUGAUUGAUAUUGAAGAAGAAGGGGAGCACCACUCCUCUCCGCGUCACGUGUCGAACAGGUUUGCUCUCCUUAGUGAUGCACCCACUGAGAAACCUGAAAGAGCUCUGGUUAUAGGGGACUCUAUCAUACGGCACAUGAAAUUAGCUCAGCCUUUAGGGGCACCAGCAGCUUUAGUCAGGUGUAUACCGGGAGCCAGGGCGCCGGACAUAGCAGGUAAUCUUAGGGUCCUAGGCAAGCACAGGUUCUCAAAGAUAGUUAUCCAUGCAGGAGCUAAUGAUAUACGCCUUCGUCAGUCUGAGGUUACUAAGAGUAACUUUGUAGAGGUGUUUAAAUUAGCGAAGGCGAUGUCCGAUGCUGUAGUAUGCUCUGGCCCCAUCCCAAUGCGGCAUGGCGAUGCAGCUUACAGCAGGUUAUGGUUGCUGAACUGCUGGCUGUCCAGGUGGUGCUCUGAAAACAGUGUGGGCUUUAUAGAUAAUUGGGCUAAUUUUGAGGGCACUGCUGGCCUGUUAGGGCGGGACGGUAUCCAUCCCACUCGGGAAGGUGCUGCUCUCAUUUCCUGCAGCAUAGGUCAUAGU